Pseudonaja textilis is the source of this 506-nucleotide messenger RNA. NCBI's taxonomy places the organism in Eukaryota, Metazoa, Chordata, Lepidosauria, Squamata, Elapidae. The record is from RefSeq and is a predicted model, not a curated record.
AGAUUCUUGGGGUGAUCGAGGCUUACAAGCGCUGUCUGCCCCAGAUCGAGCUGUACGGCCCCACCAAUGUGGCACCCAUCAUCAACAAGGUGGCAGGACCUGCAGCCGAAGAGGAGAAAAGUGGCAAGCCCACGAAGUACCGCGUGCUGCUUAUCCUGACCGAUGGGGUGGUGAGCGACAUGCCCGAGGCCUGCGAUGCCGUUGUGCGGGCCUCCCGUCUGCCUCUCUCCAUCAUCAUUGUGGGCAUUGGGAACGCCGACUUCUCUGACAUGCGGGAGCUGAAUGGGGACCGCGGGAUGCUGGAGACGGAGGAGGGCCGGGCCGUCCGCGACAUUGUGCAGUUUGUGCCCGUGAGGGAGUUUAAGAAGGCUGGCCCCAAUGCUCUGGCCAAGACCGUUUUGGCUGAAGUCCCCAAGCAGGUGGUGGAAUAUUACGGGAGCAAAGGAAUCCCCCCGGGGACACAGAAACCGUCCUCGCCACUGCCCCAGUGAGACCCCUCCCCACAA